AUGAUGUGAGUCGACGCUUUGCAGCCGCCAGUUGCGGAAUGUCCAAUUGUUUCAGAGCAAAUCUGAUAUUAUUGGUGCUAAAAACUUCGUUUCUGUUUGUCAAUGGACUGCUCGUGCUGGUGCUCGGCUGCUCCGGCUCCAAAAAGAGCCCGUCGACUCCGCCCACGCACAGUACUCUCGACUCGCAACCGUCGAGGACCGAAAAGAACGCGGGCAGCAGCACGAUGAGCACAGAAAAGGUAAAACAAUUUCAGUUUUGAUGCCUAUCAAAAAAUACCUAACAAAAUCUGAUUCAGGAACCGUCAAAAGUGGUGCCGAACGCGAAAUCCGUGGCGGCGAAGCCUCAGUCGAAGAUGAAGAACACGUCGUGCCAGAAGAAGCAGACGCAGGUCCUUUCACGACUGCUUUCGGUCGAGAAGACGCAGAUGAAAGAGUCGAAGAAAACAGUGAGACCGCCGGUGCGGAGCAGAGAAGCCGUGAAGGCGCAGAGGACUCUGAAGGACGUGCAGGAAGUGGACGCGCCCGAGGGACCGCUGGCCGGGGAGGCCUCCGUCAACCAGCAGGAGUUCGACGACUACCUCAACAAUCUCGGAGGCGGCGCCAAAGGAUAA
Messenger RNA from Caenorhabditis sp. 36 PRJEB53466, 611 nucleotides. The record is from the annotation of a GenBank genome assembly. NCBI's taxonomy places the organism in Eukaryota, Metazoa, Nematoda, Chromadorea, Rhabditida, Rhabditidae.